Molecule: messenger RNA, 3812 nt
Organism: Engraulis encrasicolus (European anchovy)
Lineage: Eukaryota; Metazoa; Chordata; Actinopteri; Clupeiformes; Engraulidae
Exons: 3
Coding region: 544-2733 (729 amino acids)
Cellular component (GO): cytoplasm
Source: RefSeq, a predicted model, not a curated record
CAAUGUUUGCCAUGUUUGUCAAAUCAAUAUUCUGUGCAGGUCUGCUGCAGCAUGGUGUGAAAUUAAUACCUAUAACCAGACUGUGCUAUUGUGUGGACAUGUCUUUUAGGUCAAGAGGGAAAUAAGAUUCUUAUUAUGAGAGAACCACUGUGCUGGGGAAAGGCAAAGAGUAAACAAUGUACUGCAGAGUAGGAGAUUCAGGACCAAAGGGAAAGCAGUUUCUCUUUAAUGCCGAUAUAACCAGCAUAGCACAUUUGACAGAAUAAUAAAGUAAAAGAAGCAAAGAAAAGUUAAACCACCAGAUUGAAAGAAAUAUAUUUAAAAAAUGAUUCAAAAGAAUUAACUGCUGAGCCAUGUCGAAAACCAGGAGAUAAAUAUGAAUGGCAAAUGUUGACUUGACAGUUGCCUGACAGACUCUUAUUUCUCUCACUAACACAGGGAGCUACAACUGAGGUGACGGAGGUGGAUGGAAAGGAACUGAGCGAAGGCAGCAGCCCCUGCUCUUACGACCAAGCAGCCGAGUCCCCUUCCAAGGCCGUAACCAUGGAGACCAUUGAACAGCUAGACACAGGAACUUUAACUGGCUACAACGAACAGGAACCUCAGGAGACGGAGCUCCCGGAGAACGAGAGGACAGGCAACAUGGAUGACGACGAUGACUGCUAUGAAGAGUUCUUGGAAUCCAUGGGACACAAAGUGGUUGUAGACAUUUUGGCGGACCUGCCCCCUGGAAUGACCACCCCUCCAGAGUUGGAUGACAUUCCUUGCCCCAAGGAGGCGCUGAUCUUGGAGGCCACCCCAGAGGAGCUUCUUCACAACGAGUCCCUCCUCACCUCAACAGUGUCUGACUUCCCCUCCAGUGCAGAGAGUGUGUGCGAGAAUGAGUUCCGAGCCUUGAGAGCGGAAGAACCCGUAGUGGAAGACGCGUCAGAGGAGACCUUGCCAGACGUUCUGAACAUGGAGGAACCAGAGGACGUCCCCGAAGAUCUCAUGGAAGCCUUAAACUCCAUGCCAACUCACGAUGGACUUGACGAGCCACCUGUUGACGAAGUGGAGGAGUCGAUGCUAGAACAGUUCAUCAGAGAGGAGGCUCUGUCAGAGGUGUCCACAGAGUCGUGUCAUGACCCCGAGGAACUGGACGAGUGCCUGCGUGUGGAGAUAGCUGUUGCGUCCUCUGACAGUGAGACCUCUGACAAUGAGAAAUGGAGGAGCAUAUUUUCAUCCUCCAUCAACAAAGAGGAUGAUGACUCCUACCUGGACAGUCUGCAGCUGAGCGCACAGGAACUCUUCAUUCAGAAAUCUUCACUUGAUGAGGAGGAGGAACAAAGCCCAAAAGGUUACGACAACCAGGAGAAUGAACAGGAGAACAAACAGGAGAAUGAAACAACUGCGGUCCCACUCGAGGCAGAGAUUCUGGAGCAGCCAGAAAUGGACAGUGAGUUUGAGAAGAGAGAGGUGACCUACACAACCCCAACAUUGUUCCACGGCUUGUCAAAGAUCUCUGAAGAUGACGAGGAAAACGGAAAGAUGUUGAACAACAAUGGCAAAAAUCCAGACGGUUCCAAGAAGGUGCCUAAAGACUACUGUGUGAUCCAGGAGAUGAAGAGCGAGAAUGUCAGCACAGAGCACGUCGACUUCCGGGUCGCACGCAAACAAUGGCUCGAAAUGGAGGAACAGACCAAAAUGGCAGGGAACAACACAGUUCAGUCACCCACCACGCCCAAAGCACCAGGCCACUGCCAAGGUGGCCACAGCUUCAUGUACACACCGGUCCGUAACAUCGACAGGUGCAGGAGGGAUCCUGAUUUUGAGAACCUUGCACUUGGGGGAGACUACGCUCACACCCAGUUCAGCCCAUGCUCCGAGGACUCUGGCCUGGAUGACCUGAGCUAUAGAUCUCCUUAUGAUGACCCGGAGACCCCAGUGGAAAGGGAAAUCCGCUUGACCAUGGAACGAGAGGAGAGCUUUAGGCGGGAGAGAGCCUUGUCUUCGUCCAGCUCAUGUGAAUUUACCAAGAUUCACCCCACCAAGCUAUGCCAAGAGGUGGACGAAAAGAGAAGGAUGUUUGACCAUCAAGACGACGGCUGCAGCAUCCCCAGGUCAAUGACGACGCCAUCUUUUAUAAUUACAUCAUCGCCGGUCAAGGGUACACAGAAGCGUGAGAUUGCCGCAAACAACGUUAUCAUCCUUGAGCCUGAUUCCUCAAGAGCUCUUGGGAGUGACCUGAGUGCCGCCAAUUCUGGCAACUGGAAUGCCAAACAGUCGUCAUCCUCGUCCAACGUGAUCAUCCUGGAAACAUCCAACCUGAUCAUCCGUAGCGCGUCGGAAUUCUGCCUUAACUCGGCCGGCGAGGAGAAACAGGAGAGCACAUUCCUCAACAACCCUUUCUUCAAGUUGCGCUCCAGAAGCACACAGUCCCUCAUCGAUGACGAGAUCAAAAUGGUGAAGCAGCGCGAGGAGGAACUGAGGAGACAGCGGGCGGGCAUGUACACAAAGGAGAAAUUCAACACCAUUGUGGUUGCUGCCCCCAAUCUGCUAAAUAGUGCAUCAUUUGAAUCAGAUAUGCCAAUAAAAUGCAAGUCCUCCCCAUCUUCCCCCAUGAAGACAGCAUAUAAGAUGGAUCGCUCCAUAGUAUCCUGUGACACCAGGUUCCCAGAUACUUAUGCUGGUGGUCGCCGUAAAAGUGCCAUGGCUCUUCGCUGGGAAAACGGAGAGUUUGCCAACAACAACUAAUUAAAAGCAGAAUACCUGACAGCCAGGACUGAUAUCGACUGACAACCAUGUACUCUGAGUUACGCAACCGACUUUUCUCUUUUUCUUUUUAUGCAGUGCUACAUGAGGAAAUGUAUCACAUUUGUUUUGUGUGUGACAUAACACUUGCCACUGUCAGCUGCUUGUUUGUUCUUUCCAUUCUCUGUUUGUGUGCGCAGCAGAGGUUAAGAGGGAAAUAUAAGCAAUGUGUAUGUAUGUAUGUACGCCAAGAUGCCUGAAUGUUUACUGAAUGUAAUGUUUUAGUCAACUGCUCAUACACUAUUUUCCAAGUUCAGAACAAAACAGAAUGCUUAUUUUUUAAUUUAUUGUCUUAGUAGAGAGAGCUAAGAGUUAUAUGUACUGUAUUUUCCUACUGUAUUUUCACGAGAGACAAAGUUUGUAAUUUUCCAGUCAGAAAGCUAUUGAUUCAGAUAAGCAUUAUAUUAUCAAUAUAAAUUUGGGAUCUCGUUAACAGAAUUUUACAUGGAUCUCCUAUUAAGACGUUCAUCUCACGUUUUUAAAAUGAAAUGGGCAUUGAAUUUAACCUUCAGGAUGUAGAUUUAAAGCACAAAACAAUGUACAUUGUACAUUGUAUGUAGUAUGACUCAAUUGUUGAUGCAGAUAAUGUGUAAAUCAAGUCUAAUUUUCAUUGCAGUCAAAGAAGUAAAUGAGAAGAAGUAAAUAAAACCGUAAAAUAGUGUUACACCAAAAAUGCUACAGAGCAGCUACUGGGAUAUGUAAUGGGAAGUUGACCAAUAUUGACCGUGACUUGAAAAUGUCUAAAUUAUAUACAUAUAUGUUUGUAUGCUUAUAUGUGAAGCCAUUAUGCUUAGAACAUUAUAUGUUCUGCUUGCUAAUCUUUGAAUUUGUGUGAGCCAACCACUUGUUGCAAAAAAGUUGAACUGCCUUUAAUAUGAAAAGAAAACUAUGUAUUUACAAAGCCAGUGUUUCAAAAACAGUAGUGCAACAAUAAAUGUAUAUGAACAACAUGCCUUCAAAGUAUUUCUUGUGUGGGACCAUAGUGCACAACUCCAAAUCAAAUAAUACCAUUUCAUUAAAAA